Messenger RNA from Tetrahymena thermophila SB210, 5604 nucleotides. RefSeq names its product transmembrane protein, putative. The transcript has 5 exons. The record is from RefSeq and is a predicted model, not a curated record. NCBI's taxonomy places the organism in Eukaryota, Ciliophora, Oligohymenophorea, Hymenostomatida, Tetrahymenidae.
AUUUACUAGUACUGUGGUAUUUUCUCUAAUUAGCCCACUAAAGAGAAGUAUUAAUAAAUAAAAGCAAACAUAAUUAUGAUUUAUAUAGACAACCUAAAGACUAAUAUGAUUUACUAAUAAAUAGUCUGUGUCUUGUUUUUUAUUAUUCUUAACUUAAAAAAUGUCUUUGCUAACUAAGUCAUAUAUAAUCCACUACCUAUUAUUGAUAUAAAUACUUAGCAAUACGGCCGAUAUAUAUAUUCUACUACAGUAAUAGAAGAUUAUCCAUAAGUUCUAGUAUCUGUUUUUCUCUAAGAAAGUCUAGCCUUAUUUGAUUUGAGUUAAAAUUGCUAAUUAUUUGCCAUUUACAAUCAUACAGUUUAAUAGGCAAUAUCGAGAGGUAGCUUCCUUUACUUCAUCACUUAAGAUCAUUAAAUGAUUAUUUAAAAAUAUAUUCCCGCUUCAUCAUCAAACAUUGAUAAUUAUCACUAAUAUUUAAUCAAUGUAAAUAUUUACUAAAAUACUAGUUUUGCUUUUAAUAGUUUAUAUGUUGAUAGCAACCAAAAAUAUUUAUACAUUGGCUGCUUUGGCUACUUGAUUAUAUUGGAUGUGAGCAAUAAAUUAAAUAUUUAAGAGAUAGCUUUUGUAAGCGUUACUCAUGAUUUUACUUAUUGGAUUACACUAAUUGAAGAUCAAUAUGUACUUUUGAGUAAUUACUAUUCAAACAUAUUGAUAUUCGACAUUAGCGAUAUUUAAAGACCUGUUCUGUUUCGUAAACUUGAUCAGGUAGGAAGUGAGUCAGUGUAAACUUACUUCUUUUAGAAUCAAAAAAUACUUUAUUCACUUUCAUUUUAUUAUUUUUUGCAAAUUACAGAUUUAAGCUUGCUAUUCUAAAAUAAAACAUAAUUUUAAACGAUGGAUGAAAAAUAAUUUGUCUAAGGUAUAUUCAAUAUACAAAGCAGCUAUGUGAUUAAUUCUAUGUUUGUUUCUACAGAUGAGAAUUACUUGUUUCUUACAAUACGCUCAAAUGGAUUCUUAAUAUAUGACAUUUCAAAUACACAAUUUAAAAUGAGUCCAUAGUUUUUAAUCAAUGUUAAUUCAUUUGGAUUUUCUACUUUCAUUCAAACUGCUGGAAUAAAUGAUAGAUAUAUUGUAUUUUCUGAGGGAAUUUCUUUGAAGAUAUAUGAGAAAACUACUCCGAAUACUUCCUAAACUGUAAUAAACAUUUUUAACUUAGAUUAGUGUAUAUUGGUAAACAGCUUUAAGGAAAUGUGGCCAUGGAGUAUUAUAUAUAUAGAAAACAAGUACUUAGUUGUAACAGCAGGAUUUACAGGCUUUCAGAUACAUGACAUGACUAUUCCGUUGAUGCCUCAAUUAACUUUUAAAGAUAAAAGAGAGAAUGCUUCUUAUGAUUGCAGUUUAUAUCUCGCUAAGAGAAAAAUUUUACUCAUUGGCUAAUCUGAAAAAGGAAUAGCAUUUUAUAAUACAACUUUAAGCUAUUCUUCACCUACUUUUAUACUUUCAAAAAUUUACUCUGCAAACCCUGAUACAGAUUCUUUUGUUUCAAAUUCUGACGAAAAUAUUUUAGCCUUUGUUGAUGAAAAAUCAUUUGGAUUUAUUGAUUUAACUGAUAUUUAAAAUACUUUUGUCAUUGAUUCUGUGCAACUUCCUCCAACGGAAUCAAGGUCACUUGAAGGUAUUGCUAUGGAUGAAAAUUUUUUAUAUGGUUGCUCUGCUUUGAGAAAUAGAGGAGUUUAUUAUUUUAAAUUUGAUUAUCCUGAAGGCGGAAAAAAUACAGGGAAAAAAAUAUAAAUUAUUAACUUUGUGGAACUCUAUGGUGCAGAGUCUGUCAUAUACGAUAAAAGAAAUAAUGGAAUUUUUUAUGUGGCUGAUGGUGUUUCUGGAGUUACUGUCUUAGAUAGUUCUGAUAAGACUAGAUAAAUUUAAUUGGUUAGUACAAAUUCUGUGUUAGGAUGGGCAGGAAGAGUCUUUCAGCCUGAUGGGAAUUUAAAUAUUCUGAUUGUGAGUCACCAUGACAGAGGAUCAAUAUCAGUAAUGGAUAUUUCCAACCAGUAUUAAAUAAUAAAAAUACAAGAAAUGUAAUUUAUUCCUUCUGGUAGUUUUGCUUCAGUAACUGAUCUUUAAAACAGUUUCUUGGCUAUUACUGUAACAAAUGGAUUUAGAAUUUGCUAAACAAAUUCCCCUAUAAAUUUACACGCUUAAAUGAUUCGAUCUAAAGAUAAACAAUCAUCUGAAAAUCUAAUUGACAUCUUCAAUCCAUUUAUAUCAUCCUAAAAAGUUAAUAAUUAAAUUGUUGCCAAGAUCGGUGAGAGUGUUUCUUUUACAAUAGUUCCUUUAUACUAUUUCUAAGGCAUUUAGUAUAAAUCUUUACUUCAAUAUGAUUAAUACUAAACCAAAUAAAUACCAAGUUGGAUUACUUUCUAACCAUUUACAUAAACCAUUAAUAUGGUUCCUUAAUACACAUAUAUUAGCUCCUAUUAAGGUUUUUGCAUUCUUCUUUUGGACAUAUAUCUACAAAUUUUUUCAAACUAAUUUAUAUCUCCGCAGUUUAAUAUAACAAAAGAACACUCAAGUAAUCUUUAUGACUACUUUAUUCAAUAAGGUAUUUUGAGCUAGGAUGGAUUUUUGAGCAGUACUUAUGACCCAUUGAUAAGAUUUAAGAUUGAUUGGUAAUAAAUUUAUACCAAUAAUGAUGUGCCUUCAAAUGAUAAUCUUUCUAGAAUUUAUGAUUAUGUUAAACUCACUGUAGACAGAUCAACUUUUUACUAUCCAAUAUUUAUAAGAAUUUUAUAGUCUCUGAAUUUAAACUUUACAAAUGCUCAGGGGAUUAUUGAAACCUAUUCUUCUUAAGUUAUGGUAUAAAUAAGUUUGGUAUUUGAAGAUCCUUCUUAACUUAAAUAGCAAAAUAGACCUUAAUUUAUACCUUAAACAUUUAAUGGAAUACUUUCUGAUUUAAAAAACUAAAAUUUACAGCUUGAUUUACGAGGAAUAGUUACUUCUGUAAACAACAUUUUAAAAGAUUAAAUAUACAUUUAUAUACCCAAAUAUAUUCAAGAGAGAGCGAUGAUUUAAUUUUUUGUUAGAGAUGAAAUAAAUGCAGAUUUGUAAAAAACUGUAUAUUUAUCAGAAAUACCUUAAUUUAAGUAAAAAGCUCCUCUUUUAUCUCUAUUAAGUAUUCAAGAAUAAUAUGAACAAUAAUAUCCAGGAGGAUUAUUCGUAGAGUAGACAUUUUCAAUUAAUAUAAACUAGAAUUCUUUCAAGUCUGAAGCAUUUCUUCAGAUAAAAUAUCAAGUAUUAAUAUCUGAUGGAAUGUGGAGGAAUUUGACAAGCUCAGAUUGGAUUUCUUUUGAAAAUAAUGGAUAAAAUUUAUAUUUAACUGGUAAAGGAAGCUUAUCAGACUUAUAAAAAUCAUUUAGUUUACAAGUAAUUGCAACAGAUGAAUUCGAAAAUAAUACAUAAACUCUUGUUGUUACAUUUUGUUAGAUACCUUUAACUAUAAUACUACUCUAUGUGGGAUAUUUACUAAUCAUAAUUUUCUUUAUUAUAUUUUUUUACUGCAUUCGAUAGAAAAUUCACCAUAGAUUCUUUCCUUCUUAAUUUUAAAGGAAAUUAGAGAAAAUUUAUUACAAAAAUCACUACUUUAAAAAGAUAUAUUUGAUGAAGGAUUUUCAUGCUAUAUCUACUAAACUUAUUUAUUUACUAAAAUAAGAUUAUAUCUAAAAAAACAAGAAAAAUCUAAGCUAUUUUUAACAGAUAAAAAGCUAAAUUUAAAAAUCUCCUAAAAGAAGCAACAGUCUUUAACUUAAUAAUGUCAAAUAAUCAGAAAUGCUAUUUCUUUAGUAAUAUAUAGAUGACUAGGGUUUACCAAACAUGAAUAAAAUAAUUUUAGAUUUAGUAAAUAUUUAUAACUAAAAUAUUUCUAAAUUCCAGAAAUUAAAUAGCUCUGAGUUUAAUUAAACUAAUAGUCGUUUAUACUAAGCAAUUAAAAGUGUAUUCACGUUGAGAAUUUUAGAAACAGACAAACAAACAUUAGAAAUUUUUUUAAUUCUAAAAAAAACUCUCAAACAAAAGACUUAGAAUGCUCUAAAUUGGUAUUAAUAAUUGAUAGAAAUACAAAGUGAGAAAGAACAGUAUAAGUAACAUUCAUUGAAAAGCAACUUAUUUUAAAUUAGACAGCUAACUAAAGACUUAAAGCUCACAUAAAAUAAUCAAAGUAAAUAGUAAUUGGAGGAUAUCACAAAGGUAUAAAACCUAUCACUUAAUAAUCAAACAAAUUUAACACUAACUUAACCUUCAUAAUAGCUGAUGCAUAAUAAAACACAAAGCAACUUAAAUUAUUUGCCUAGUAAUGUUUUUUUGAUGCCUGAAAUAAAACUCAAUGAAGAAGCGUUGAUCUCUCAGAUAAGUUAAAUAUAUAAAAAAUAUAAUGAAUAAGGGCUAAAAUUAUUAAUAUAAAAUGAGUCUGGAUCUUUCUAUAAUUUUUAGCUUCUUAAAAGCGCCAUAUUAUCUGAAUUUUAUGGUUUUGGACAGAAUUAUAAACCAAAGAGGUUCAAAUCUUCACAUGGGAGUGUUAUUCAUUUGAGCCAGAAUUAAAUAAAAGAUAUCAAAAUUUUUUUAAAGGAUUCUGAGUAGGACCAAAAAGAAAAUGGCAUUUUCUAUUAAAUUUGUAGUAAAAUAAAAUCAAUUUUAUUCUUCAAUUACAAGAAAAUAGGACAGAAUUUCCAUUCAGCAUAAAAUAUAAGAAAUUGGCUUAGGUAUCAGAUAAAUGAGAAUUACAUAAUCCUUUAAGGCGAGCCUUAGAAACUAAAUGUUGGUGAAUACCUAAUAUAAAUUUUGAAUUCUGACAAAUAUGUUACUUAUCAAUACUCUUUAUAAGUAGUGUUAAAUAAGCAAGAGGCUCACGCACCUUCAUAGAUAAAAUAAAAAUCGAAAAAGCUAAAAGAAGCAAAUUAAUCUAAAAAUCUUUAAAAAAGUGUGGCUUAUCAAAAGCAAUCAAUUUUUUUGCAAUCAUAAGAAAAAAUAGAGCCACCAAAUAGUGAAAAUCAAAUAUAAGAUGAGCAACAGUCAAAUAUUAUUUUAAAAACAAUUUAAUUGAAGAUUCCCUAAAGCAAUUAUUUUUCUGAAGUGAAGCUAUAAAAAACAGAAGAAAUAAAUAAUUCUUCUAUAUUAUCUUAUAAUUUGAAUAAAACAGUCAAAAAAGAUGAUGAUUUAGAAUCCAGCAGCUCAACAUUCGAAAUUUAAAAGAGAUUCUCCUUUGAUAAGUCUUAUGCCUAGAUAAUCCCAUAUUUUGGUGAAAAUAUAAGAAAAGAAGAGUCAUAUAAUUGAAUAUGAUUUUAUAAAAUAAUAAUUGCGAUAUUUUUCUAUAAAGUAUAUUAUUUCUUUUAAAUAACAAUCACUAUAUGUUAUCUAUUUUUAGGAUGAAUUAAUUAAUUGAGCUAUUAUUAAUAAAUGCAAAAAAGUAAAAAUUUUAUGCGUCCAAAACUAAUUUUAUAAAUUAAAAUUGAAUAGAAUAUAAAAGGAAGAUUUAAAUAUAAUGAAAAUGAUGUUUAAUUUUUUAGUAUUUUCCUAAUAUCUUUAAAAUAUCGAAAAAGACAUAAACUAGCC